AGGCAGCAUAAUAAAAUCUCGCGAUAGCGCGCUCAGACCCGGUAACAAUGUGAACGCGGGUGCGCGAGAAAAAUCUUGCUAGCGCGAACGUGCUGCCUGCGACCAACCGGUGUGUCUUUCAUUAAAAACAACAGGAUUGUCCUUAUUUACCUAGAGGAAGUUCCGAAAAUUCUCAACGGCUCUUAAACGGGAUCACACAAGUCACCUAAUAACAAACGAUAUACCUGAACGGAAAAGGAAAAUCGACAAAAAUGUCCGAAAGCGCAAACUGCGUGGAACAGCGGGAAGAGCAGGCUGAAGUUGAAGACGCCGGAGGAGCGGAGGAGAAGUCUGACUCUUCAGAUGCUGGAAAAGAGUCCUCUUCAGAUGCAGGUGCUGAUGGACAAGAUGCCUCCUCCUCCUCAUCUUCCUCCAAAACUAAAGACUCUACUCCAGGUUAUGAGGAGAAAGUGCAAACAGACCGGACCAACAGAUUUGAGUAUCUGCUGAAGCAAACAGAGCUGUUUGCUCAUUUCAUCCAACCAGCUGCACAGAAGACCCCCACCUCACCGCUCAAGAUGAAACCGGGACGUCCUCGUAUCAAGAAGGACGAGAAACAGAAUUUGCUUUCAGCUGGAGACAACCGCCACCGUCGCACGGAACAAGAAGAGGAUGAAGAGCUUCUUAAUGAGAGCACAAAGACCACAAAUGUGUGCACUCGCUUUGACGAGUCUCCCUCCUAUGUGAAAACAGGGAAGAUGAGGGACUAUCAGGUCCGUGGUCUGAACUGGCUCAUUUCUUUGUACGAGAAUGGAAUCAAUGGUAUCCUCGCCGAUGAAAUGGGAUUGGGUAAGACUCUCCAAACUAUUGCACUGCUGGGCUAUAUGAAGCACUACAGAAACAUCCCUGGUCCUCACAUGGUGCUGGUUCCCAAGUCCACCCUCUACAACUGGAUGAAUGAGUUCAAGAGAUGGGUGCCUUCCCUUCGUGCUGUCUGCCUGAUCGGAGACAGAGAUGAGCGGACUGCCCUGAUCCGAGAUGUGCUGCUGCCUGGAGAGUGGGAUGUGUGCGUGACAUCCUACGAGAUGCUCAUCAUUGAAAAGGCGGUGUUCAAAAAAUUCAACUGGAGAUACCUGGUCAUUGAUGAGGCUCACAGGAUCAAGAACGAGAAGUCAAAGUUAUCAGAAAUUGUGCGUGAAUUUAAGACCACCAAUCGUUUGCUGUUGACUGGAACACCCCUGCAAAACAACCUCCAUGAGCUGUGGGCUCUCCUGAACUUCCUGCUGCCUGAUGUCUUCAACUCAUCAGAAGACUUUGAUUCCUGGUUUGACACAAAUAACUGCCUGGGUGAUCAAAAGUUGGUUGAACGUCUUCACACUGUGCUGCGUCCUUUCUUGCUUCGUCGUAUCAAAGCAGACGUGGAGAAAACUCUGCUCCCCAAGAAGGAGAUCAAGAUUUACGUUGGCCUGAGUAAGAUGCAGCGGGAGUGGUACACAAAGAUUCUGAUGAAGGACAUCGACAUUCUGAACUCGGCGGGUAAAAUGAUCUCCAUCAAUGUUUUCAAUGAGCCCAACAGCUCAAAGUUCAUCUUUAUGUUGAGCACCAGGGCUGGAGGUCUGGGUAUUAACCUGGCAACAGCAGAUGUAGUCAUCCUCUACGACUCAGACUGGAACCCUCAAGUCGAUCUUCAGGCCAUGGACCGAGCUCACAGGAUUGGUCAGCAGAAGCAGGUCCGAGUUUUCCGUUUCAUCACUGAAAACACAGUGGAGGAGAGGAUUGUGGAGAGGGCCGAGAUGAAACUGCGCCUGGACUCGAUCGUCAUCCAGCAAGGGAGACUUGUGGAUCCGAGUGCAAACAAACUGGGUAAGGAUGAGAUGCUCUCCAUCAUCCGCCACGGUGCCACACACGUGUUUGCUUCCAAAGAGAGCGAGAUCACAGAUGAUGACAUCGAUGCCAUCCUGGAGAGAGGUGAAAGGAAGACUAUGGAGAUGAAGGAGAGAAUGUCAUCGCUGGGCGAGAGCUCUUUGAGAAACUUCACCAUGGACACGGAGAACACCAGCGUGUACACCUUCGAAGGAGAGGACUACAGAGAGAAGAAGAAGGUCAUUACAAACUGGAUCGAGCCGCCCAAGAGAGAAAGGAAAGCCAAUUACGCGGUGGAUGCCUACUUCAGAGAAGCUCUGCGAGUCAGUGAGCCCAAAGCACCAAAGGAGCUCCAGAGGCGAUGCAACACCCUGAUCACCCUGAUAGAGAGAGAGAACAUGGAGCUGGAGGAGAGGGAGAAGGCGGAAAAGAAGAAACGGGGCCCAAAGACCGGCUCGGCGCAGAAACGAAAGUCAGAGGGAACUCCAGACGGUCGAGGACGAAGGAAAAAGCUCAAGUUGUGAAGCUGCUGGAAAAACCCGCAUUAACAGAAUUAAAGACGGCAGCCAGCUAUCAUUA
Messenger RNA from Pundamilia nyererei, 2421 nucleotides. It is a transcript of the gene smarca5, whose product is annotated as SNF2 related chromatin remodeling ATPase 5. The record is from RefSeq and is a predicted model, not a curated record. Gene Ontology annotation, cellular component: chromatin; nucleus. Bases 252 to 2366 code for a protein of 704 amino acids. Gene Ontology annotation, molecular function: histone binding; ATP binding; chromatin binding. NCBI's taxonomy places the organism in Eukaryota, Metazoa, Chordata, Actinopteri, Cichliformes, Cichlidae. Gene Ontology annotation, biological process: nucleosome organization. The transcript is spliced from 18 exons.